AUGACAGUUCUGACAAGUAGUUUGACGUUUGCAUCAGCCUUUUAACUUUUCACAUUCACCUGACUCAACAUAGAAAAUCUAGGAAGAAACGCUAUGAAAAGAACACUCAACAUAUUUGUGUUUGGAAGGCAUUUUUCGACAUUUGCAUCAGAUCGUUUCAGACAUCAAGUUGUGAACUCCACUUCUUCAUCCAGUAAAGAAUGCAGCUCAGAAUUUGUUAACGCCAAGCAUUUUGAUUCUAUCCCAUGUCCUCGUUCAUUGCCUGUCGUUGGUCAUCUGUAUUUAUUCUCAAGAUGGGGGCCGUACUCGUUUGAAAGACUUUACGAUGCGUACGAAGACUUAAAUAGGAAAUAUGGUUCAAUCGUUCGACUUGACUUAGGAGUUUGUUUCUUGGCGCUUUUUGACCCCGAGGACAUCAAGGUCAUGUUUCGUCAUGAAGGUCGUUAUCCCACAAGACCUGUAUUUGAAGCAUUGAAGUUAUGCAGAACAAGAAACCCACACAAAUAUCGGUCAGCAGGAAUAAUUUCAGAAAGUGGUAAAGAGUGGUAUAGAUUAAGACGCGCCAUUAAUUGGAUGCUUCGACCUGACUCCCCUGACCCUUAUUUACCAUCACAACAAGCAGUCGCCGAAGAUUUUGCAGAAAGGAUUCGGUACAUAAGGAACGAAGAAAACGUGUGUGAAGAUAUCUUAAAUGAACUCUACCGGUACACCCAGGAAUCGGUGGGUGUUAUAUGUUUCGAUUUCCGUCUGGGAUUAGUGUCUGCCGGUAAGGGUAAACUUCAUGACCGUGAGAAGAAGGCACUUAGUGCUGUGAAUGACACUCUGGAUUCUAUGGCUAAGACACUACUAGGAUUUCCUUGGUGGAAACUUUUCAGAACUCCAACAUUUAAAACGUUAGAAGCUGCUCAAGAUUUUUAUUAUUCCAUGGCAAUGGAAAACCUGGAACGCGUAAGACCACGUCUUGAAAGAGAUGCAAAAGGAAAAGACUCCUCUAGCCUGUUGUUUCUUCAGAAACUUUUCUCCAAUGAAGACCUUGACAAGCGAGAUAUCGCACUUCUGAUGACUGAAGUGUAUUUCGCUGGAAUUGAUACGACAGCCAACUCUCUCGCAUUUCUUCUAUACAAUCUGGCUCGGAACCAAAACGUCCAGGAGGCGCUGUAUCAGGAAAUAAAAACAAAAGUACCACCUGUAGAGAAACUGACACCUUCCGAUCUCCAAAAUCUGACGUAUCUUCGGGCAUGUAAAAAGGAAAACCACAGGCUGACUCCAACAGCAGGUGGAAAUGCUAGAUUUAUCACUGAAGAUGUUGUCUUAAGCGGAUAUCAUGUACCCAAAGGGACUUUAUGUAUUGGGAUCAACCCCAGCAUCUGUAAACUGGAUAAGUAUUUUUCGAACCCAAAAGAAUUUAGACCAGAGCGUUGGUUGGGCCAAGAAGAGCGAAGUCAUCCAUUUGCUACCCUACCAUUUGGGCACGGAGCUCGGCGUUGCGUCGGUCAGAGAUUUGCUGAACAAGAGAUGAGUUUGUGUAUCAUUAAGAUCCUUCAGAAGUUUCGAUUAGAGUAUGCAGAUGAUAAAGGCGUUAAGAUGAAGAUGAAACUGCAGAUUAUUCCAGAUAGACCAAUAGCAAUCCGUUUCCAUGAUAGGAAGUAAUUACAAGAAGUAUUUCGUUUCUCAUCUGACAGUUACUUAUGCAUUUCACUUUAACAUUUACUACCGUUAUUAUUAGCUAUUAUUCAAAUGCAUUUUAAUUGAAGUAUUGAAACUAAUUUGAGUACCCCGAGUCCACAAAACUCUGAAAAUAUUACUCAAAUGAAGUUCAUAGCACAUAUAAUAACAUUACUUGGCAUUCAAACAGUGGAACAUAAUCAUUGCAUUCCUUCAUAUAAUGUAAUAACUUUGACAGCAAAUGUUAUUUUGUGUUUCAGGAGAACAUUUAUGAAAAUUAUAAGUGUGAAGCAAAACAUAAUUAAUGACUGAGUCACUAAUAAGCAACAUAUAUCUAGUACUAGACAGCUGUUUAAUUAAAACUGUAUGGUAGUUACAAAUAACAUAAAAAUUUACUUGAAUGCUAAGUUUAUUCCAAGUUUUUUGACUAGAACAGUUAAGUAAUCCUUAAGUAUCCAAAGGAUACAUCUACUAAAUAGAAAGACCGUUUGUGUUUCCUGUCAGUGACGUGAACAGUAGGGUGGCUGGGUAGGCUCAAGCCUUUCCCUUCUUGCCCAUAUGCCCCAAAAGUUCUCUUUAUUUCAGUCAAAAACAAUUGACAGAAAUCACUAAAAUAUAUGGCUGAUUCCAUACCUUGUUUGCAGCAAGUUAUAAGGAAAAAGAAAUAUUUCAAUUUUCGAAUAAACACAAAGAUGUGUAGGUUAGAUUUUAAAUGUAUAUAUAUACGGCCAAUAGAUUAGGAAUAACAGAGGAAUUAUUUGCUUCUUAUGGCUCUUUGAAUUAUGUGUAGCAGAGACAAUCCAAAAUCCUCAUAGUCUCCCCUAAAACCAGUCACCCUCCAAAAAAGCAGCUUGCUUUACAAUGCUUGAAAAGUGCCCUUUAUUGUCAAUGAGCCCCUGCCCUUUUAAUGUCCUCUGUAUAUUACUGUUUCCUGUUAAACUGUUUUUUUAGUGGGGAUUAUACAGAGUAACAUAACUUGUUUUUCUUCUGUGAGUGGCGUAGGUGUGACUGGUGUUGGUUUGGCUACUGGUCCUGUCAGUGCACCUAGCUUGUUUGAGUAAGUCGCUAUGGAGGGACAUUCCUACAGUGGCACCUCAGGCAGGCUCAGUAGGUUUCAAAGCCUAGAUGUUCAGCUUUAGAGUCAUUUUGGCAUGUUGCAUUUGAAUAGGAGUUUAGGCACCAUAGGCUUUCCCCAGAAUUACUCUUGAUUCUCUCCAGAACAAAAAAGCUGUUCACUUUUAUUCACUCUUUAUUUUGUGCCACUAUAAACCAAAUAGUAUGUAUAUUGUUAUAUAAACAUAACCAAAAUUACACUAUUGAACCCUUUGAUGAAGUAAUUUAGUGAGAAGAGUUGUGGAAGGAAAUAGUUGAACAACCUCACACAGAUCUGAAAAGAGCCAGGUAAGCUUAUCAUAGAAGGGGAACGUUUUCCACUAUAGAUGAACAAUCCUUUCAAUAUAUAUUUUACAUCUGUGAAACACUGAUCAGAAAAAGGAGCUGAAUUGGGUCUGAUUCAGAAAUGAAAGAAGUAAGAUGACAGAAACAGGCUCUUCCAAAAAUAUCCAAAAUAUAUGCACCAAGUACAUCUGCCAUUAAAAAAAUUGGAAAAGUUAAUUACAUCAAGAGUAAACUAUUUUGAUUUAGCAUAAGAAAGCAGAUUUGAAUAACCAUUACAGAACUUCUAUUUCUGUUAUUAAUUUAAAUAAACUGAAUUUUGAUUA
Messenger RNA from Limulus polyphemus (Atlantic horseshoe crab), 3386 nucleotides. RefSeq names its product cytochrome P450 302a1, mitochondrial-like. NCBI's taxonomy places the organism in Eukaryota, Metazoa, Arthropoda, Merostomata, Xiphosura, Limulidae. The transcript has 10 exons. Bases 94 to 1650 code for a protein of 518 amino acids. The record is from RefSeq and is a predicted model, not a curated record. Gene Ontology annotation, molecular function: iron ion binding; monooxygenase activity; oxidoreductase activity, acting on paired donors, with incorporation or reduction of molecular oxygen.